Molecule: messenger RNA, 1186 nt
Organism: Caenorhabditis sp. 36 PRJEB53466
Lineage: Eukaryota; Metazoa; Nematoda; Chromadorea; Rhabditida; Rhabditidae
Source: the annotation of a GenBank genome assembly
AUGACUAGUGGAGGAAAAAAUUGGGACGAUUUGUCACUCGAAUUGAAGAUGAAGUUGGUCAAGAAUACCGAUGUGGCCACUGCGUAAGUAUUAUAAUUCAUUAAUAUCUUGCCAACAAGAUCUUUGCAGGUACAACUUGAGACAGAGUUGCCGUGCCAACAAGACGAUAAUGGACCACCACGGAUAUCCGGUCGAACUGGUCGAAAUCUCGCAACCCGACGGAUAUCUGAUUCGGGCGAAAGUCGUGUCAUCCGGCGAUCAGUUCAUCUUCGAAUUGGGAGACCCGUCCUACGAACCACCCUACGGAAUGACGCGUCUCGUUUGUGAACCAGGGCCGUUAAAGAGCAUGCCAUCAUUCCGACGCUUUGUGAAGAUCAUGAUGAUCGGGAAAAUUGAGCUGCUUCUGUUGCGGAAGUGUCAGGUGACGGCAAAAUUGAGGGAGGUUCUCGAAGAGGUGCUCAAACACACCAAGUUCUUCGUGUCGGGCAUCUGGACAGUGGGCCACGAGCGUGAACUUAUGAUGUUCUUCCUGGAGAACAACAAAGAGCCGCUGAAGAAGAUUCGGUUCGGCGGAAUGGUCAGAAGAGAGUGCCCUCAUAGCGACGGUCUGCUUCCUUGCCGCUCUUGCUUGCGCGAGAAUGAGCGCAUCGAUCCGUUCAUUGCGCAUCCGAAUGUAAGAGUACUUGUCGGAUUGAACUAUUUACUGAUUCAUCGGCAUCUAAUUUCAGUUCAUCCAAGCCGCACACAUUCAAUUCACAAAAACGAACGAGUUGGAUUGGACGUUAAUUCAAAAAAUCACAAAGGUAAGAGAGAAAAAGGUCUGAUAGUGAGACUGAAUCGAAUUUUACAGAUGUGGAUCGAAAAGGACGCGAACGUCGGAACGAGAAUGAUCCAUUUGGCCAUUCGAAUGCAAUCCAUCAAUAUGUUUUCUCGUGGCCUGUUCCCAGACCGAUUUGUGUAAGAAAAGAUCGGACAGAGCCUUCAAAUAAGCCUUCUUUUGAUUUUCAGAUACUCGAAAUUUAAUCAAGUCCGCAUCAGAACGGACAACAAAGAGAAACACAUUCUUCUUUUUGUGAAGCAAGUGAUGGGAAGAGGAGACAUUCUCAUUUUCUGCGUGAUUCCGGCGGAUCGUCCACUCGAAGACAGUUUCGACGAUAACCCGCUCUGGAAUCCCCAAAACUUUUAA